Molecule: messenger RNA, 2718 nt
Organism: Capsella rubella
Lineage: Eukaryota; Viridiplantae; Streptophyta; Magnoliopsida; Brassicales; Brassicaceae
Product: mechanosensitive ion channel protein 7
Exons: 5
Coding region: 38-2566 (842 amino acids)
Biological process (GO): monoatomic anion transport; transmembrane transport
Cellular component (GO): plasma membrane
Molecular function (GO): mechanosensitive monoatomic ion channel activity
Source: RefSeq, a predicted model, not a curated record
UAUUUUUUCUUCUUUUGUUGUUGUUUUGAUUCAUUUUAUGGAUUUUCGAAAACCCUUUAAGUCUCAUAGUUCGUAUAAACAGAUUAUAAGCACGGGAGAUCAAAACGAGAAGACGAAGAAGAAGAAGAAACAUCAGGUUCUUGACGAUGGUUCUGGUUCUAGCUUCAGCGUCCAUAAAGCAGCCAUGGAAAGAGAUCCCAGCUACAUGUUCUGGCAAGAUAAUUCAACGGAUGAUCAUGUUAAGAGUGGGAGUUUCGAUUUCUCGCAGUGCCGUGAGGAGAUCACACUUGAUGUGAAUGACGAAACAGAGGAAACAGAGGUUGUCAGUAACAAUAACAAUAUGUUUGGUUCGAAAGAAAUGAGAGUGUCUUUCAAGAUCAACAGUUCAGGAACCAACAAUUUGUCCAGUUCUGUCCGUUCUUGUGCGUCGUCGACUUCUUUUUCCUCGGCGACGAUGCGGAUGAAUUUAGAGCAGCAAGAAGAUGAAGGAGAGGUAGUUUUAAGAUGUUCAUCGAUGAGGAAAACAGAGCUUGUUUCGAGGGCGAAGGCGAGAUCAAGACUGAUAGAUCCUCCACAAGAAGAGGAACAACAGUACACAAGUUGGAUGGGGACAUCGGAGCAGUUAAGAUCAGGUUUACUUGGGAGACAGUCCGAUGAUAUUGAGGAAGAAGAUGAUUCAUUGGCUGAGGAAGAUGUUCCUGAGGAAUAUCGAAGGUUGAAAAUGGACGCGGUAACGUUACUUCAGUGGCUGAGCUUGAUCGCGCUCGUAGUUGCGUUAGUGUUGAGUCUUGCGUUUCAUACGUGGAGAAAUGCAACUCUUUGGAGCCUUCAAUUGUGGAAAUGGGAAGUGGUCUUGCUGGUUCUCAUUUGUGGUAGGCUAGUUUCGGGGUGUGGAAUCCGAAUCAUCGUCUUUUUUAUCGAAAGAAACUUCCUAUUGAGGAAACGGGUUCUCUAUUUUGUGUACGGAGUAAAGACUCCUGUUCAGAACUGUCUCUGGCUCGGCCUCGUGCUUAUCGCUUGGCAUUUCUUGUUCGACAAGAAAGUAGAAAGGGAAACACAUAGCGAUGUUCUUUUUCUCGUGUCCAAAAUCUUGGUGUGUUUCUUGUUAAGCACUGUCUUGUGGCUGAUCAAGACACUUGUUGUUAAAGUUCUAGCUUCUUCGUUCCACGUUAGUACCUACUUCGAUCGGAUUCAAGAAGCUCUAUUUCAUCAUUACUUGAUCGAGACGUUAUCUGGACCUCCAAUGCUUGAGCUAAGCAGGAUUGAGGAAGAGGAAGAGCGUGCGCAAGAAGAGAUCUUCAAGAUGCAGAGAGGAGGAGCCGAUUUAUCACCCGAGCUUUGUUCCGCAGCGCUCCCUCAGGAAAAAAGCGGGAGUACUGUGAACAUAAAGUUAUCUCCAAUCAUCCCGAAGACGGGAAGUGAUAACGGAAUCACAAUGGAGGAUUUGCACAAGAUGAAUCAGAAGAACGUUUCAGCUUGGAACAUGAAGAGGCUAAUGAAGAUUGUGAGAAAUGUUUCGUUGACUACGUUGGACGAGCAAGCGCUUCAAAACACAUCUGAAGAUGAAUCUACUCGACAGAUACGGAGCGAGAAAGAAGCUAAAGCAGCCGCAAGGAAGAUUUUCAAGAACGUAGCUCAACCUGGUACAAAGCAUAUCUAUCUGGAGGAUUUGAUGAGAUUUUUGCCAGUAGACGAGGCGAUGAAAACGAUGAGCCUCUUCGAAGGAGCAUUAGUAACCAAAAAGAUCACAAAAUCAGCCUUGAAGAACUGGCUGGUGAAUGCUUUCAGAGAGCGAAGAGCACUUGCUUUAACACUCAAUGACACCAAGACAGCAGUGAACAAACUCCAUCACAUGAUUAGUUUUCUCACAGCCAUUGUCAUUAUAGUCAUAUGGCUAAUCCUUCUUGAAAUCGCUACGUCCAAGUACCUUCUCUUUUUAACUUCACAAGUUGUACUCUUGGCAUUCAUGUUUGGGAACUCUCUCAAGACCGUCUUCGAGUCAAUCAUCUUCCUCUUCAUAAUUCACCCUUACGAUGUUGGUGAUCGGUUAGUCAUCGACUCUGUAGAGAUGGUGGUGGAGGAAAUGAACAUUCUCACAACAGUGUUCUUGAGAGCUGACAAUUUAAAGAUUGUGUAUCCGAAUAUUCUUCUAUGGCAGAAAGCAAUUCACAAUUACCAUCGUAGUCCGGACAUGGGAGAAGAAGUCACAUGUUGUGUCCACAUUACUACUCCUCCUGAAAAAAUUGUUGCAAUCAAACAAAGAAUAUCAAGCUACAUCGACAGCAAACCCGAGUUUUGGUAUCCAAAAGCUGAUAUUAUUGUCAAAGAUGUGGAAAAUUUGAACAUUGUGAGGUUAGCAAUAUGGCCGUGUCAUAAAAUUAACCACCAAAACAUGGGUGAGAGGUACACAAGAAGAGCCUUGUUGGUCGAGGAAGUAAUCAAAAUCCUCCUCGAACUCGAUGUUCAGUACAGGUUUCAUCCACUUGACAUCAAUGUCAAAACAAUGCCCACGGUUGUCUCCAGCAGAGUUCCACCUGGCUGGUCUCAAAUCCCUGAUUCAGGGUAAUAUAGAUGUGUCUGCUUAUUCCUUUUUUAGUCGAUAUAACAUUUUUAGUGUUAUCUAAAGUGCAUGAGAGUAAAGAAAAUUAUGGUUUAGUAAUGAGGGUGUUGUAUAUAUGAAUGAAGGUGAAAGCAAAUAAAUGUUAUAUAAACUUUAUG